Mercenaria mercenaria is the source of this 1945-nucleotide messenger RNA. RefSeq lists its product as uncharacterized. Bases 95 to 610 code for a protein of 171 amino acids. The record is from RefSeq and is a predicted model, not a curated record. The transcript is spliced from 4 exons. Lineage: Eukaryota; Metazoa; Mollusca; Bivalvia; Venerida; Veneridae.
UUUGCAGUGACAAACGGCGUAUGACAAAGUUCACUUACUCGUUUAUAUUCGCUACAGUACUGUAUUCAUAUUCAGGGCAAAAAGGAUACACGCGAUGGAUAAUUAUAGAAAACAAAAGUUGAUAUGUUUUUUUCUAUGUUUGGUCGGCAUGAUUGCAAUCAUGUUUGAAGUAAUCGGUUGUUCUACCGAAGCAUGGCUAAGCUAUGAUAUGGACAUACAUAUUAGUUCAUAUAAGAUAAAGACCUCGGUAUCUAUUGGAUUAUGGACUGUCACUUCUUGCGUAACCGACGAAAGCAACUCCAUUUAUGUGGGCAACCCAGUGACAGAAUGCAAAACAGUUACUAUUGAGCAAUUAAACAAGGCCAUUGCUAUGUCUAAUGGCACUUUCAAAGAACAAGGAAAGGAGUUUCUGAAGAGUUUUCUCCCGCAGAAGAUUCUAACAGUAGCCGGUGGAUUGCUAGCAUUAUGCAGCUUAGCGCUAACAUACUCGUUCGCCAGGACUAAGCCAAUGAAACUACACCGUGAGCGCAGUUUCCUGCAUAGUAUGCUGGAUCAUAUCAGGCGCACUACUGUUUGUAGCUGUGGGUAUCCAGAACCACAACAAUGCUAAUUUUGAAAAAGAAACUCAAAUGGCGGCUGAUAAACCGGAAAUAAGAGACAUAUUGACAUUUUCAUUCGGUACACAUGCUUCCAUCAUUUUGUUGGGAAUUGGAGGUUCGUUUGGAGUACUCCUGGCACUAAUUAUAGCUAUAAUGAUUGUCUGCCGUAUUAGAAGUGGUAAUGGUGUGGAGGGAUAUAGAAACCAGGCUAUUUAAAGCUGUUUGUAAUGCAGAAAGAUUGUGUUUAUUGCCUACGCCAUUGUACAGUCCGUCAUUCAACUACAUGUGCACCGACACUACUUACAACAGCAACAUCAACAUUAAUUUCAGGACCCAAUGUCUUAAGUUUGUCUCUUCUAAUCUUGGAUGAUUUAUACUCCAGUGCGUUCCAUUACUUCAUAUCAGCCCAAACUUAAGGUCCAAUAUGAGAUGUGACAGACUUAGUUCCAGGUUACCGCAAUAGUUAACUCCCUUUGCAAAUCUUGCAGCCAUUGGGGGUUAACUUGUAUGUCAUGUGCCAUAAGGAUACUUUACAAAAUGGACACUUGUCAAAUUUCUUCCUAUGUGUAGAGAUUACAUAUGCAGCAACACUAAAAAUCAUUCUUUUAUCGGUAAACAGAAGAUAAUUUCUUGUCUAAUCUGUAGUAGAGUUUAUGUCAGUAUUAACCCUAAAAAGGCUGCCAGGGGAGAUAAUGUGUGCUAUGUGAAAACUAUCAUAGGGCUAAAAGGCAGCUACUCGAUGCACAUAUACAUCAUUUCGUUAUUAAAGUAUCUUCACAGUUACCUAUCUUUGCAAAGUAAAUACAAAGGUAAAGUUGAUACCUAUAGAACUAGGAUGUGUGAGUAUUCGACUGUAAUAGCUGUCAGCUGCCUACUGUCUCCAUGGAGUUUUAUCAUUCUUCCCCACACCUUUGCAAAGUAAAUUAAAAGAUAUCUAUAAAUCUGAUAUGUGAGUUUUUUCGUCUGUAGCCUAUUAGCUGUUAGCUUUCUACUGUCUCCAUGGAGUUUUAUCAUUCUUCCACAUCCGCUUCAAGCUCUGUAAAAAGAGACUGAUGUUCCUAAUGGCUUAUCGUUUUAUUUCUUUAGUUGCUGACAGGAUGUAUCACAUGCUGAGUUUUGUCAUUACCUGAUUCAUAAACUUACGCGUCGUAUUGUGACGAUGUCACAUUUUUUGUAUCAUUAAUUCAAUCAAAAUUCUCUCGCCUUCCAUUACGUACCACACUUCGUUUCUUUCUGGCUUGAACUUAGACUUGUUUUUGUGAUUUAAUUCACAUUCUGGCAUUGGCAAGCUUUUUCUGCUUUAGCAACAAUACACGUGCAUUGAAUGAGAAUAAAUUGAAAUUGUA